AAGAUUUCACAAUUACCAUUAUUAUCAUAAGAUAAGAUUUCUCCUUUUAUAGUUACAUAUAUUAGAGACUUCACAGACCACAGUUACUUAUUUGUUCAUAGUUUGCAUUCCUAAACUAUUUUUUCUCAUCCAAUUAUUUAUCCAAUUCUGAUGGCUAUGCAAUCACCUUGCUCUUCCUCUUCCAUUUCCUAUGGAUUCAAAUACCAGGUAUUCCUCAGUUUCAGAGGAAGUGACACUCGGUAUGGUUUUACCGGUAAUCUCUACAAGGCUCUUACUGACAAGGGAAUUCACACCUUCAUGGAUGAUCGUGAACUUCAAAGAGGGGAUGAAAUCAAAAGAUCACUCGACAAUGCCAUUGAAGAGUCUAGAAUUUUCAUUCCUGUGUUUUCUGCCAACUAUGCCUCUUCGUCAUUUUGUUUGGAUGAACUUGUCCAAAUCAUUAACUGCAAGGAAAAGGGUCGCGUCGUUUUGCCUGUUUUCUAUGGCAUGGAUCCUACUAAUGUGCGACAUCAUAGAGGUAUUUAUGGUGAAGCAUUGGCUAAGCAUGAAAAAAGGUUUCAAAAUGAUAUGGAUAACAUGGAGAGGUUGCAGAGAUGGAAAGUUGCUCUGAACCAAGCUGCUAACUUGUCAGGCUACCAUUUUAGUCCUGGAUAUGAAUAUGAGUUUAUUGGGAAGAUAGUCAGAGACAUCUUGGACAAGACCGAACGUGUUUUGCACGUAGCCAAAUACCCUGUUGGAUUAAAGUCCCGAGUAGAACAAGUGAAAUUGCUUCUUGAUAUGGAAUCUGAUGAAGGGGUACACAUGGUAGGACUUUAUGGUACUGGAGGCAUGGGGAAAUCAACACUUGCAAAAGCAAUUUAUAAUUUUGUUGCCGAUCAAUUUGAAGGUGUAUGUUUUCUUCAUAAAGUUAGAGAGAAUUCAACUCAUAAUAGCUUGAAACAUCUCCAGAAGGAGCUUCUUUUAAAAACAGUUAAAUUGAACAUUAAGUUAGGAGAUGCUAGUGAGGGAAUUCCACUUAUAAAGGAAAGACUAAAUAGAAUGAAGAUUCUUUUGAUUCUCGAUGAUGUUGACAAACUGGAACAGCUAGAGGCAUUAGCUGGAGGACUUGAUUGGUUUGGUCAUGGAAGUAGAGUCAUCAUUACCACUCGAGAUAAACACUUACUAACAUGCCAUGGGAUAGAAAGAACAUAUGCGGUAAACGGGCUACAUGAGACAGAAGCUUUUGAAUUGUUGAGGUGGAUGGCUUUUAAAAAUGGUGAAGUUCCUUCGAGUUAUAACGAUGUUUUAAACCGUGCAGUUGCAUAUGCUUCCGGCCUUCCGUUAGUUCUCGAAAUAGUGGGUUCUAACUUGUUUGGAAAGAGCAUGGAAGAAUGGCAAUGCACAUUAGAUGGGUAUGAAAAGAUUCCCAAUAAAGAGAUCCAAAGGAUACUUAAAGUAAGCUAUGAUGCUUUGGAAGAAGAGCAGCAAAGUGUCUUUCUAGAUAUUGCUUGUUGUUUCAAAGGGGGUAGCUGGAUAGAAUUCGAAGAUAUACUUAAAUAUCAUUAUGGCCGAUGCAUAAAACAUCAUGUUGGAGUGUUGGCUGAAAAAUCUCUCAUAUACCAAUAUGGUCUUAGUGUGAGAUUACAUGACUUGAUAGAGGACAUGGGCAAAGAAAUCGUCCGACAAGAAUCUCCUAAAGAGCCGGGUGAACGAAGUAGGUUAUGGUGUCAUGAUGAUAUAAUCCACGUUUUAGAAGAAAACACUGGAACUAGUAAAAUUGAAAUGGUAUAUCUGCAUUGUCCUUCAACGGAACCCGUAAUAGACUGGAAUGGAAAGGCCUUCAAGAAGAUGAAAAAACUCAAAACACUUGUCAUUGAAAAUGGCCAUUUUUCUAAAGGUCCCAAAUACCUUUCAAGUUGUUUGAGAGUAUUAAAAUGGAAAGGAUAUCCUUCCAAGUCUCUAUCAUCUUGUUUUUUGAACAAGAAGUUCGAGAAUAUGAAAGUCUUGAUAUUGGACUAUUGUGAAUAUUUAACCUGUAUACCCAAUGUCUCCGAUCUUCCAAAUUUAGAAAAGUUGUUGUUUAUAAAUUGUCAUAAUUUAAUUACAAUUCACAACUCGAUUGGGUACCUAAAUAAACUUGAAACCCUAAUUGCAAAGUAUUGCAGCAAGCUCGAGAGUUUUCCACCCUUACAAUUGGCAUCUCUUAAGAUAUUGGAACUCUAUGAGUGUUUCAGACUCAAGAGUUUUCCAGAAUUAUUAUGCAAGAUGAUAAAUAUAAAAGAGAUCCGGUUGUCUGAAACUUCCAUAAGAGAAUUGUCAUUUUCAUUUCAAAAUCUCAGUGAACUUCGUGACCUAAUAAUAUGCCAAGAUGAAAUGCUCAGGUUUUCAACUCAGAUGGAAUUGUCAAAAUUGACAAAGAUUACUGCUUCAUAUUGCCGUUUAUUAUUGCCUAAUCAUAAUGAUACGUUCAGUUCCACAAUGUUUUCAAAUGUGGAACAUCUAAAUCUCAAAUAUAACAACUUCUCAGAUGAAUGUCUCCCACUACUUCUCAAGUGGUGUGUUAAUGUGAGAUAUCUAGACAUAUGGGGAAGCAAUUUAAAAGUUCUUCCCGAAUGCCUUAACGAAUGUCACCUUCUUAGGGCCAUCAAUUUGAGUCGUUGUGACUAUCUUGAGGAAAUUAGAGGGAUUCCACCAAAUAUAGAAAGGCUUUCUGCAAGGCAAUGCGAAUCAUUGAAUCCAUCAAGUAGAAGAAUGUUAUUUAGACAGAAACUACAUGAGGCUGGAUGCACCUAUAUUCUUCUCCCAAACGGAACAGAGGGGAUUCCAGACUGGUUCCAACACCAAAUCACGGGACAAACAAUUUCUUUCUGGUUUCGUAAAAAGAUCCCUUUUAUACGUUCUAUUGUUCUUCUUGGAUUUUGUAAUGAUGUGAUUAACGUAAGAGUCAAUUUGUUUGUCAAUGGCUGUGAAUAUUGUUUGAUGCGUUGUUGCCCUUUCCGCUUUGAACCGAAUCAUACAUGUCUAUUUGAUUUGAGAUUGGAAGAAAAUAUUAGACUAUAUAGCCAAGAUUAUCCCGGGAAACUCGUUUGUGAACUGGAGGAAGUACUGUUAGAAAAUGAAUGGAUUUAUGUGGAGCUUAAGUUGUUAGGGAGGUCAUUGAAUCCAAGCGAGGAUGAGAUUAGAACAUUAAGUCGUGCACAAAUGGGAAUCCACGUGUUGAAGGAGAAAAACAGCAUAGAGGAGGAUGUGAUAUUCACCAAUCCUUAUAUGAAAAAGAGAAAGCUAGAUGAAUAUUUGAGGACGUGAGACUUUUCGUGGGUGCAAGAAGAGAAAAGAAAAGGAUAAUCAUAAAGUUAACUGUCUUGUUGUUGUUCUCUCAAUAAGAGGAAGCUUACUCCACAAUCUCAAGAUUGCAUGUUUGUGAUUCUGUAAGUGAAUGAUGUUUGUGCAGUUCAAAAUAUUGUCUGAAUUUACUGUGAUGGAUGUUUAAUUUGCAGCAUGAUCGAAGUUGUGUUUGGUGUUCGACAUGUGUCCAUGUCCGUUACCUACAAUUGUGAUCAUAAUCAAAUAUUUUAUAUUCUCAAAUUACUACCGCUGUCAACAAAUCAAUGCCAUUGUUGAGUCCGGUGUACGUGUCUGUGUUAGUUCUUCAUAGGGAUGAUGUUUCUUCGUGCUUUUUUGAUGGAAAUUUAAGAAAUUAUAAAUGAAAACAUUUUUACACAUAAA
Medicago truncatula (barrel medic) is the source of this 3705-nucleotide messenger RNA. Its product is annotated as disease resistance protein RPV1. Bases 151 to 3285 code for a protein of 1044 amino acids. The record is from RefSeq and is a predicted model, not a curated record. Gene Ontology annotation, molecular function: ADP binding. The transcript has 6 exons. Gene Ontology annotation, biological process: signal transduction; defense response. Lineage: Eukaryota; Viridiplantae; Streptophyta; Magnoliopsida; Fabales; Fabaceae.